UUCAUUUACACCGCUAUCCACCCCGAAACCUCUCUUCCUCUUCUUCGUUGAGCUCGUGACACCAACCUUUCUUCUUCUUUUUCCCCCGCCGAGCCCGAACUUCUCUCCCGUUUCCCUCUCGCGCCGCCGCCACCUACUCCCGAGCCUUCACCUCCUCGCGCUCUCUCCCCCGUGCCCUAAUUUUUCCUUCCGAUCUUCUGUCGCAUCGACGCCGCCGCACGGAGCAGCGCCGACGCCGUACAGCCGACGCCUCACCGAAGCUUCCUCUCCCCUACCGACGUCUCAUCGUCGCGGAGGUCCUCACCGCGCCGAUCGCCACAGAAAGCACCGCCGGCACCAGCCUCGCGUCUCUGCCCUAGAGCGCCAUCGCCUCCUUUCUGCCCUUUUCCGAUCUUGAGCUUUCGUGCCGGCACAGAGCCACCAUCGUGUACCCUAGCGACACUGUUUCCACCCGAGGGCAAGGUUUUCUUCAACUCAGUUGCGGGACUUUGUGGCGUCAUCGAUCACCGGUGCCGGCCAAGGCGUAACUGUUGGACGCCACCCAUCAAGCCACGAGAAGGAACAGUGUUCUAGCAACAGCAAGUCCAGCAUUUUCCCCAGAAGCCUUUUGUCCCUUUUUCUUUAGCUAACGGCGGCAACUCUUGCCUCUUCUUCCAGUCAACAAUAGCGACUAUUGCUGUUGCUCAUAGCAGCAACGCUGCUAUUCACUGUCGCUCACCGCCGGAGCCAAAGGCGAGGGCCAUACACUCUCUUGUUGUCCAGCCCAAGGAGGAUCACAGGUUUUCCUUGUUUCUGAACCCUUUAAUAUCCUCAUUAAUGAAAGUUGUGUUCUGUGAGACCACCAAUUGAAGGUAAACAUGACCUGCUUAUUUUGUUUGUUUUGUUCUCUUACAUUACAUUAUGGUGCAUGACCUGCUUGUUUUUCCAUGUUGACCAUCCUUUGCUACUCCAAGGUCACAAGAGAAAUGUGUUUAGAUUCAGUCAGGGUAUGCAAUAUUAAACACAAUAAUCCUUGUUUUUCCAUGUUGACUGCCUAGGUGUUUGAAUCGAAUAGGCACCUAGGCAGUCAAUUAAGAUAAAAUUAGCCUUGCCACUAAUAAUUUUAUUAAACUUAAGCAUGUAACAGGUAUGCAAUAUAGUUUUUUUGAAGUUUGACAUAAUCUAAAUUAUGAGACACUUGAAUGUACCUCUCACUUGUAUAAUCUUUUUUUCCAAUUGGUAGGGGUAGUAAUUCAUGUCGAAGGACAAAAUGACUUGUGUCUCAUUGAACCCUUAUUUAGUCUUAGUUCAAACAUAACCUAAUGGGUCAAAUUCAGAAACCUAGCCAUAUCACUUGUUAAAAUAGAUUGAUUCCCAUGAUCCCUAUUUAAUUAAACUAGCUCGGCAGGCAGUGUUGUGUCAUAUGCAUCAAAAUGAUUUGAUUUUCUUGUUAACCUAGUCAAUGCUUAAUAUUAAUUAUUCAAUAUGAAAAAUCCUAUAUCUAAUAAUAAUACAAAAUCAAUUAAAUAUUUCAUUCAUAAUAUGAGUAACAUAUUUCUGACUAGUUGUGUCGUCAUGGGAUAGUGUUCAUUGCUCAAUGGCAGCUCCUGCCACUCCGCUUCCCUCUUCAAAGGGUGUUGAGUCUCAAAAUCCUAAUUGUAGUAGCAACUCUCCUUCAAUGUUCUUAUCACCCUCACCAUUACGCUUAUGGAGGCCAGCAACUCAAAGGAAUGUGAGGAAUCAAUGGUUGAAAUUGUUCUCAAGCAAGAUUCAGUGGGCCAGCGCCAUGUCAGAGGGGAGAUCACAUGCUACCUCACUUGUAAAUGCAUAUCUCAAUCACAGAUUCAUUUCGUCAGUGAACUUGGGUGCUGCGAAUGACAUGCCCGAAAUUCGAGAGAAGGCAUGCCAAAAAUUGGCUCAUAAGCAGGAAACAUAUAGAAACUAUCUUCUCUCAUCGUACAAGAAUAUGGUACUCACAGUUGCUGAAUUGGUUAAGUCAGCACACUCUUUCCGAUGUUUCCUUAAAGGACCAGUUGCUGGCCCUCUGUCGCAAUUUGGUGAUAGUCCUGAACAUGAGAAUGAUAGUGGAGAUGGUGGUGGAGUAUCAGUUUUUACAUUCUUUUCAAUCUCACACUUUGAGAAUCUUGCAUGGGAGCUAGUUGAGAUGUUUGUAUCAGAGUUAAGCUUGAAGCGGUUCCUGGUGGUUGAGUUUCUCUCACUUAGAUGUGAAGGUGAAGGACGGGGUAAUAAGAUAAAGUGGUCAGAUGAACUAUAUAUUGGAGAAUUUGAUGAACUAAAGAUUAGUGGUCUGUGCACUGAAAAUAAUAUCCCACCUCUGUUUCCACAAUUAAGAGGUCAAGUAUCUUGGAGUCCCUUAGACACAAAGGAAUAUCAUCUUAUGAGCAGUGAUGUUUUGCAGGUGUACUUGAUGGCCUGGAUUUCUGAUGUAAAUAUUAAUGUAAAUAGGAUAAAGGAAAUAUUCAGUAUCAUUGAAGAAGAAGCAUCGAUCAAAUUUUCUUGAGUUAUAUCAUUUGCUGAGUGGCAAAAGGUUAGCCAUCCCUAAGGGUACGGUGCAGCAGAAGGGCAUAGAUACGUACGGUUUGAUCCGUAGAUAUGACACAUUUAUAGGGAUUUUUCCUUUAAAUAAAGCGCACAACCACAUGAUGCUAAGCUUUUGGGUCAUCCGUUAUGAGUGCUUCCUAAUUUAUUCUAGUAGUUAGUGGAAAAAUUUUGUGGGCCAGUUCGGCCGUCUCAGGUUGUGUUAUCUGGUUCAAUAUAUUUUUUUUGGUAAAAUGUUAGUAAAUGUGUGGGACAUGAAUAUUUUAAUGACAAUUAUUUUGCAUCUGGAUGAGCA
Zingiber officinale is the source of this 2833-nucleotide messenger RNA. RefSeq lists its product as uncharacterized. NCBI's taxonomy places the organism in Eukaryota, Viridiplantae, Streptophyta, Magnoliopsida, Zingiberales, Zingiberaceae. Bases 1577 to 2500 code for a protein of 307 amino acids. The record is from RefSeq and is a predicted model, not a curated record. The transcript has 8 exons.